AAGUCCGGCGUCGAAUGCGUCGUGACGUCAUCAGAAAGUGCCGGGAACUGUUGCUAAGGUGACGGCGGUUGAAAGAUGGAGGCGGAAGAAGCUGCAGCGAGAGUCUUGCAGGCACACAUUCGUGGUGUUCUGGUUCGCCGGAAGUUACAAAGGGUGCAUCAAGAAUAUUUGGAGGUGGUGCGAGAGAUUGAGGGAGAGGAAUUUGUCCUGUACCCAGGAAAAUGGUUAUUAUCUAUUCCAAAGUUGACUACAUUGGAUAGAAUUCAAGCAACCAAACCCAACAAGCCUGAAUAUAAUGGCUAUUCCCAUUCCAAACUUUCAACAUCUGCAGGCCAGUGUAUAGAAUUCCAGCACAGGAAAGCGCCUCUCAAUGUUACUUCAGGGGGAAAAGGAACACUUGGCUUUCUACAGCUGAUGAAAACAGAAACAAGUAUGCCCUGUGUAGAUAGAGAAAGAGAUGUACAGACUCCAGAAAAACCAUGUUACCCGGUAGAAACAGUUGCCUCCCGUUCAGUCUCUGAUGGCCAGAAAGUAAAAGAUGACUUUAUCGGGACCAUUGACCCAGAAAGAGACAUCUCCAUUAUUAAAAGAACCAGAGCAGAAAGAGAAGACUGCUUUCCAGUGAGUGAUAGCUGCAUUGCCCUCAUUGAUGCUCCAGUACAAGAGGCAACCCAUACAGAGACUGAUACCUCAGUUGAAGAGGCCAGCCACAUUGAGACUAAAGCCCUUUUAAGGGAGGCGAGCCAUACAGGGACUGUUGCCUCAGGAAGAAAAGCGUGCCAUUCAGAGUAUGAAUCCACAGUUAGUGGGGCCAGCCAUACAGAGACAGAUGCUCCAGCAAGGGAGACCAGCCUUGACGAUGACAAGAAAAUUGAGGAUUUUUUGAUGCUGAAAAAUUGCCAUUUAAAAGAAGUCCCGUCAAGAAUUUCUAUCCCUGAUAUAGAGCAUACCUUUCCUCAUUCUGACAUUGCAACUAGCACCUUUCAGACUGUGGGGAGAAGAAAAGAUCAUUCAUUGUUGUGUAAAGAAAAUGAGAAUAUAGAGCUUACAGUGAAGACUGCGAGUGAGCUAAGAAGGCACAGAAGUCACUUGGCUAUGGAGAUCUUGUGGGUCCAACAAGCAAUUGCUAGUAGAAAGAAUUAUCUUAUGGUAAGACAGAGGAUAGGGGCCUGUGAUUGAUCUUCGGUGAUCUUGAAAUCAUCUGUCAGCCAGAACUUUCGCAGUGCCGGUUUUACAAAUACUUCAGGACAGUAGUCACAGAUUUUCCAUGGAGGAUUGAACAUCAGGUUUUUCACUAAAUUGAUCAGGAUCCUCGCUGCUGAAUUUUCCUGUUAAGAAAUAACAAUGGACAUUUUACAACAUUUAAUAAUGGUUGGUGCAAAUAAGUAAUAAAGCACUUUAUUUAUUGUGUGUC
Hyla sarda is the source of this 1414-nucleotide messenger RNA. RefSeq names its product IQ motif containing C (gene IQCC). The transcript is spliced from 5 exons. NCBI's taxonomy places the organism in Eukaryota, Metazoa, Chordata, Amphibia, Anura, Hylidae. Gene Ontology annotation, molecular function: protein binding. Bases 76 to 1179 code for a protein of 367 amino acids. The record is from RefSeq and is a predicted model, not a curated record.